Chenopodium quinoa (quinoa) is the source of this 1444-nucleotide messenger RNA. RefSeq names its product ADP-ribosylation factor 1-like 2. The transcript has 7 exons. The record is from RefSeq and is a predicted model, not a curated record. Gene Ontology annotation, molecular function: GTPase activity; GTP binding. Bases 413 to 994 code for a protein of 193 amino acids. NCBI's taxonomy places the organism in Eukaryota, Viridiplantae, Streptophyta, Magnoliopsida, Caryophyllales, Amaranthaceae. Gene Ontology annotation, cellular component: cytoplasm. Gene Ontology annotation, biological process: vesicle-mediated transport; intracellular protein transport.
UUAGCUAUGAAGAUAGAUAAUUUAAGUAUAAGUGUUCGGUAAAGUAGUAAUUAACUAGUUGUUACAUAUACCUCUAACUUCAAAAGCUAAUGUUUUAAACUUUUGAUAAAAGCAAUUUCCACCACUAAAAAAAACAAAAAGAGACUGAGUCUUGACGAACAAAGUUGAAGAAAACAAACGCUACCAGUUUUAAUUUUCGAUCCUUUUUAAAAUCUCUCUCCUCUACUCUCAAUUGAUCACCCACGAACCCAAAUUAUAUUACAAAAAAAAAAAAUUGAUCCAAGUCAUUAGAGUUGAUAAUUUUUUCUCCCUUUUUUUUCGACCCCAUUUAAAAUUUUCUUUUUUUCUACAAUUUUCUGCAAUUACUAGAGAGAUCGGUGUUGUUGGUGAUAGUAGUGAGAGUUCUUGACAAAUGGGUCAAGCUUUUCGCAAGCUGUUUGAUACUUUCUUUGGUAACACCGAAAUGAGGGUUGUGAUGCUUGGUCUUGAUGCAGCUGGCAAAACAACCAUACUGUACAAACUGCAUAUUGGUGAAGUUCUAUCUACUGUUCCAACAAUAGGUUUCAAUGUUGAAAAAGUCCAGUACAAGAAUGUAAUGUUCACUGUGUGGGAUGUUGGAGGUCAAGAAAAGCUGAGACCGCUUUGGAGGCAUUACUUCAACAAUACAGAUGGGCUGAUCUAUGUAGUUGACUCCUUGGACCGAGAACGAAUUGGAAAAGCAAAGCUAGAGUUUCAGACUAUCAUCAAUGAUCCAUUCAUGCUUAACAGUGUUAUUCUGGUGUUUGCAAAUAAGCAAGAUAUGAGAGGAGCCAUGACACCGAUGGAAGUUUGUGAAGGGUUGGGUCUUUUUGAUCUAAAAAAUAGGAAAUGGCAUAUUCAGGGGACUUGUGCUUUGAAGGGAGAUGGUCUAUAUGAGGGUUUAGAUUGGUUAUCUAACACCCUCAAGGAGGUAAGAGCUGCAGGAUACUCAUCUCUGGGGGCGUCAUCCAUCUGAUUGACCAGCAGGUGGACUCAAGACGAUAUCUUUUGAAGGAAGUAGCCAGAGAGCUUACCAUUUACUUAUAGCAAGUGUAGGUAAUUCUCGGAUUUUGUGGUGAAAACUAAUGAUGCUUUGGGCAUUUGCUUUUGGCGUUGCCUUGCCUUCAAAUCUCCUGACAACUUCAGAUGUAUAUUGACAUGACAUGUUCACUGUAUGGCUGUACCUCGCUGGGGAUCUGUCAAGUACAUUCAUAGAAAGUGUGUUUUCAACUGAGGUUGAUAAGCAUCAAUUUCUCUAACUGAGUUUGUUUCAGGGCCAUCCCGAAAUGGAUGCAGAUCUGUUUGUAAAAAUUCUUCAUGGCAGUGUGAUUGUACCAUUCUAGAAUUGCAACAUAUUAGCCAUUAUAGUUGAGCAAAUUUUUUUAUUGUGUCAGAAUGCCACUCUUAUUCAGGUUUACUUCACGCU